Messenger RNA from Malassezia sympodialis ATCC 42132, 588 nucleotides. RefSeq names its product Taf13p (gene TAF13). Gene Ontology annotation, biological process: transcription by RNA polymerase II; RNA polymerase II preinitiation complex assembly. Gene Ontology annotation, cellular component: transcription factor TFIID complex. The record is from RefSeq and is a predicted model, not a curated record. NCBI's taxonomy places the organism in Eukaryota, Fungi, Basidiomycota, Malasseziomycetes, Malasseziales, Malasseziaceae. Gene Ontology annotation, molecular function: protein heterodimerization activity.
AUGCCACCGUUGACCCCCCUGAGUUCGUACGGAGGCUAUCGAGCGAUGCCGUACAAUCUGGAUGGCGAUCGUGCUCGCUCUAUGAAUGAUGCGGGUGCCGAUUCCUCCGUUCGCAGCGAUCCCGCCACACGUGGACGCCGGCCGUUCCAGCAGCCUGGUCUGUUCCACAAGGACCUGCGUGUGCUGAUGUAUGCCUAUGGAGAUGUACCGAAUCCACUGCCAGAGAGUGUGGCCGUUCUAGAGGAGAUGACGGUGGACUUCCUCACGGACUUGUGUCUACGGGCGGAGCCGUCCGUCUAUGCACUCGGCCUCACUUCGUCGCAGCUGGCUCAGAGCGCCGGCGAAGCGCAAGGUGAGCCUGUAUCGAGCGCCACGCUUUGUGGUCAGGCCUCGGCAAUGCAGACGUACCGCCAGCGCGCGAAACUUGACGACUUCAAGCAUGCGCUUCGCCACGAUCGCAAGAAGCUAGGUCGUUUGGAGCAGCUGCUAUAUGCGGAUAAGAUGGUGCAAGAGGCGCGGCGCAUUGGCGGCGUCGAGGAUGUGGCGGCGAACGCGGGUGCCCUCAUGUCCGACGCGCGGCCGUCCUAA